UCUCUCUCUCUCUCUCUCUCUCUCUCUCUCAGGGCGAGCGGCCGGCCAUGGCGCACUCGAAGGCGCGGCCGAGCGACGGCAGGAUCACCUACCCGCCGGGCGUCAAGGAGAUCUCGGACAAGAUCUCCAAGGAGGAGAUGGUCCGCAGGCUCAAGAUGGUGGUGAAGACGUUCAUGGACAUGGACCAGGACUCGGAGGAGGAGAAGCAGCUGUACCUGCACCUGGCGCUGCACCUGGCCUCUGACUUCUUCCUCAAGCACCCGGACAAGGACGUGCGGCUGCUGGUGGCCUGCUGCCUGGCCGACAUCUUCCGCAUCUACGCGCCCGAGGCGCCCUACACGUCCCCGGACAAGCUCAAGGUGGGCGGGGCCGGGGGCGGGGCGCCCUACACGUCCCCGGACAAGCUCAAGGUGGGCGGGGCCGGGGGCGGGGCCGGGGAGGAGUCAGCGCCGGGGGCGGGGCCUGCUGCCUGGCCGACAUCUUCCGCAUCUACGCGCCCGAGGCGCCCUACACGUCCCCCGGACAAGCUCAAGGUGGGCGGGGCCGGGGGCGGGGGCCGGGGAGGAGUCAGGGCCGGGGGCGGGGCCUGCUGCCUGGCCGCCAUCUUCCGCAUCUACGCGCCCGAGGCGCCCUACAAGUCCCCGGACAAGCUCAAG
Messenger RNA from Meriones unguiculatus (Mongolian gerbil), 656 nucleotides. Its product is annotated as sister chromatid cohesion protein PDS5 homolog B-like. The transcript is spliced from 3 exons. The annotation marks the transcript as partial. Gene Ontology annotation, cellular component: chromatin; nucleus. The record is from RefSeq and is a predicted model, not a curated record. NCBI's taxonomy places the organism in Eukaryota, Metazoa, Chordata, Mammalia, Rodentia, Muridae. Gene Ontology annotation, biological process: mitotic sister chromatid cohesion; DNA repair.